Molecule: messenger RNA, 2167 nt
Organism: Pygocentrus nattereri (red-bellied piranha)
Lineage: Eukaryota; Metazoa; Chordata; Actinopteri; Characiformes; Serrasalmidae
Gene: sp9
Product: sp9 transcription factor
Exons: 2
Coding region: 121-1449 (442 amino acids)
Biological process (GO): regulation of transcription by RNA polymerase II
Molecular function (GO): DNA-binding transcription factor activity, RNA polymerase II-specific; RNA polymerase II cis-regulatory region sequence-specific DNA binding
Source: RefSeq, a predicted model, not a curated record
UGUAGAGAGGGGAGCUGAGCCUGGGGACAAACGGAGAGCAGCACAGCGCCCUGUCCCACUCAAACUGGAGCACAACAGCACCAGGGUCCCGCAGCAUCCAGCGCACUAAAGGCCCUGGCUAUGGCUACGUCUAUACUUGGGGAAGAGCCUCGCUUUGGGACUACCCCUUUAGCAAUGCUGGCGGCGACCUGCAACAAAAUCGGCAACACAAGUCCUCUCACCACGCUGCCCGACUCCAGCGCCUUCUCCAAAGGCGGAUUUCACCCGUGGAAAAGAUCGUCGUCCAGCUGCAACCUGGGCUCCAGCCUGCCCGGCUUCAGCGUGGCCACGAGCCGUAGCAGCUCGGGACUACCGGCCACAACGGGCGCGAGCAGCAGCGCCUUCUGCCUGGCCUCCACGUCUCCGACGUCGUCCGCGUUCUCCAGCGAGUACAGCAGCUUGUUCUCCAACACAGCGGCGGGCGUCAGCUCGCAGGACUCGGGGCAGUCGGCGUUCAUCUCCAAAGUGCACACGUCCGCAGAGACGCUGUACCCGCGCGUGGGCGUGGCGCACCCGUACGAGUCGUGGUACAAGUCCGGCUUCCACUCCACCAUCUCGGGCGACGUGGCGAACGGCGCGAGCUCGUGGUGGGACGUCCACACGAGUCCCGGCUCGUGGCUGGACGUGCAGAACCCGGCCGGUUCGCUGCAGACGUCGCUGCACUCGGGCACGCCGCAGGCCAUCCAUUCGCAGCUGAGCGGCUACAACCCCGACUUCCCCGCGCUCACGCACUCCGCCUUCAGCUCCACGGGCAUCAGCCCGAGCGCGUCGCACCUGCUGUCCACCGGCCAGCACCUGUUGGCGCAGGACGGCUUCAAGACCGUCAUCCCCGCCUACACGGACACGUCUGCGGCCGCCAACGCCAUGAUCUCUGGCGCGGGCUCGAGCAUCGCCAGCUCCUCGCGCUCCUCCCGGAGAUACUCGGGCCGGGCCACGUGCGACUGCCCCAACUGCCAGGAGGCCGAGCGGCUGGGACCGGCGGGCGCGAGCCUGCGCAGGAAAGGACUGCACAGCUGCCACAUCCCGGGCUGCGGCAAGGUCUACGGCAAAACGUCGCACCUGAAGGCGCACCUGCGCUGGCACACCGGCGAGAGGCCCUUCGUGUGCAACUGGCUCUUCUGCGGCAAGCGUUUCACGCGCUCCGACGAGCUGCAGCGGCACCUGCGCACGCACACGGGCGAGAAGCGCUUCGCGUGCCCGGUGUGCAACAAGCGCUUCAUGCGCAGCGACCACCUCAGUAAGCACAUUAAGACACACACGGCCGGAGGUGGGGGCAAAAAGGGCAGCGACAGCGACACCGACACCAGCAACCUGGAGACGCCGAGGUCCGAGUCACCGGAACUGAUCUUAGAGGCGGUGAACCCGCGGGUCACGGUCAAAGAGCAGCAGUCUCCCCACCACGAGUCCUGACUGACACUCACCACAUAGCUGACCACGCACACAUCUAGCCCUCUCCGAAAGCGCGACUGCUAGGCUGUGACAGACACAGGAGAAAGAAACGGGUCAGGAGUUUCACGAACUGCUCUGACACAGCGGCAGAGCCAUUUUCUUUCUUUGCUUGUUUCUUUUAUGUUGGAGUUUCAUGAACUGCUCUGGCGACAGUUUAACAGUUUCGGUUUCUUUUCUUUCUUUUGAGAAAAUAGAGAAAACCAACAUUUUUAAAUCCCAGCUCAUUAACUGGGAUAUACAUAUUUAAACCUAAGCGUGGUUAUUUCUAUGCUGUAUCGACACGGUGCGGGACGAUCGAUCGGUUAAAAUGUAGGCGAAGGGGGUAGAAUAUCUUUGCUUUAUCUUUGCUUUGGAUCGGUGCGUGACGCAGCGACCCCGACCGAACAGGGCUGGAAAACUGCGAGCUGAGCUAAACUGUGUAGAUACACCCACAAACACAUUAUUAUUUUUGUCCCCUCCUCUGUAAAUGUCCCUUCUGACUGUUUUGUGGUGGAUCCUGAAAUUCAGGGAGUUUUCUUUACUUUCGACGCACUUUGUGGAUGUCAGUAUGUAUGUAACACAGCUAUUUAAAAUUCAGUUACUCCUUUCUUUACCUUGCUAAAAAUAUAUAAAUGUUUAAUUGUAUAAAGUCUCGCGUAUAAGACUUUGAUUUUGUAAUUAAAGGGAUUUAAAAUCGAAA